This is a messenger RNA of Rhagoletis zephyria (snowberry fruit fly), 969 nucleotides long. RefSeq lists its product as uncharacterized. NCBI's taxonomy places the organism in Eukaryota, Metazoa, Arthropoda, Insecta, Diptera, Tephritidae. Gene Ontology annotation, molecular function: structural constituent of chitin-based larval cuticle. Gene Ontology annotation, cellular component: chitin-based extracellular matrix. The record is from RefSeq and is a predicted model, not a curated record.
GCAAACUACUUCGCAGCAAAGAAGUCCUAAGAAAAUGUUUCGAUACAUCUGCUUAACCUCGCUGCUCGCUUUCGCGUAUGCCGCGCCCAUCGACCAGCAAAUGGCAACCAUUGAGCCUGCCAUGGAGCUGAGAGCGCCACCUGUCGACAAUGUGCCAGCGGCGCCGGUGGAAAUGAGAGCACCAGUGGUCGGCAUAAUGGAAGCCGGCCUAAAACAAUCUACUGAUGGCGCCUAUAACUUUUACUAUCGCGGCGAGGAUGGCUCUUUCCGACAGGAAAGCGCUGUCGUAGUCCAUCCAGGCAGCAAAAAUCAACACUUGAAGAUCACUGGCAGCUACUCGUACUUUGAUGCCAAUGGCAAGGAGGUGGUCGUUCUCUACAAGGCCGACGAUCGCGGUUUCGUGCCGCAUGGCAACAAUAUUAUGCCGCAAAUUUCCGCAGCGGCAAAACAGAAUAGUCAACUGCCGCGCAUGGUGGAAGAGCAUGAGCCGAUGCCACAGUCGCCUGUUGUCGGUGGCGUAUGGAGUGACAUGACGCAGAUGCAAUGAGCUAGAAACACGCAUGGAAAUGUGAAAAAAAUUGGUCAAGAGGGAAGAGCGCGGAACGGGGUAAACGCUAUAACAGUGCAGUUGGAUGUGAAAGAAUGAAAGUACCUUUUUUUUGUUUUUAAUUUUUAUUUUUUAUUUAACUUAACAUUUAGCAUCUUCGUGAUUUGCUGCAAACGAGAAUAAAAAGACUUUUUCACACAAAUUGCUUCUGUUGUUAAAUUUAUGCUGCGUAUUUUUAGGCGCAACUCAACAUAUGUUAGCGUAUUUCUGGUGAUUGCGAGUUGUGUCCAAAUACUGAAUACUAUUGCUGUAGUUUGACGAUAAAUCGUGCCGACUUGCAGUUGAUGUUUUGUUAAGAAGUUGUACUGAGAUUAUCAAUCAAGCUCAGUCGUAUUAAGAUUUUCGAUCUUCAAUUAUACAUG